Messenger RNA from Synchiropus splendidus (mandarinfish), 4376 nucleotides. It is a transcript of the gene tbx3a, whose product is annotated as T-box transcription factor 3a. Lineage: Eukaryota; Metazoa; Chordata; Actinopteri; Syngnathiformes; Callionymidae. Gene Ontology annotation, cellular component: nucleus. The transcript is spliced from 7 exons. Gene Ontology annotation, molecular function: DNA-binding transcription factor activity, RNA polymerase II-specific; RNA polymerase II cis-regulatory region sequence-specific DNA binding. The record is from RefSeq and is a predicted model, not a curated record. Bases 504 to 2654 code for a protein of 716 amino acids. Gene Ontology annotation, biological process: cell fate specification; central nervous system development; cardiac chamber development.
AAGCCCCGUGGGCCACAGAGGCGCUAGGAAAAUCACGGAGUUGGGACCUUACCACCUCUGUGUCUUCUCUCUCCGUGCUCUGGCCGUCAGCGGACUUCUUCUCCUUCUCCCGUCUUUGCCUCAAAUGUGCGUGUUUGCGCGCAGAAACAAGAGGAAGGGAGCGCGGAGCGUGUGCGUAAUGGUGCGUGUCCCGAUCGAGUGAAGGCAGCGGCAGGAUUAUUCGGCGCAAACAUUUUCAACGCUGAAAACAGGAGGACGCUUAAUUUUUUUUUAUCUUAUUUUUUUUUUGGGGUGGGGGGGUUGUUCACGGGAAUCUUGUAAACAGCCGAGAUAAGAAUGCGCCGCAGUCGCGUCCAGAGCUGGUUUGAUUCAAGAAGCAGCGAGGAACUCUGACGAGACUCCAUGGACACUUGAGAGAUUCUCCUCUUCUCCGGCGGAGUUCCCAGAGAUUUCUAGGCGUUUAAAUAGAGAACAAGUCGUCAACAUUCGCUGUCUGCACUUGCAUGAACUUCCUGAUGAGAGAUCCAGUCAUACAGGGAUCAAGUAUGGCAUAUCAUCCGUUUAUACCUCACCGGGGGCCGGAAUUUGCCAUGAGUGCAAUGCUGGGUCACCAGCCGCCCUUCUUCCCGGCUCUAGCGCUCCCUCCCAGCGGGUCCCUGUCCCUGCCGGGCGCCCUGGGGAAGCCGAUCAUGGAUCAGCUGAUGGGAGCAGCUGAGACCGGCCUGCACUUCUCGUCGCUGGGCCACCAGGCUGCAGCAGCCCACCUCCGGCCGCUCAAGACCCUGGAGCCCGAAGAAGAGGUGGAAGACGACCCCAAAGUUCACCUGGAAGCCAAGGAGCUGUGGGAACUGUUCCACAAGAGAGGCACCGAGAUGGUGAUCACCAAAUCCGGAAGGCGGAUGUUCCCCCCGUUCAAAGUGAGGUGCACUGGUCUGGACAAGAAGGCCAAAUACAUCCUGCUCAUGGACAUUGUAGCGGCCGACGACUGCAGGUACAAGUUCCACAACAGCCGCUGGAUGGUGGCGGGCAAGGCCGACCCCGAAAUGCCAAAGAGGAUGUACAUUCACCCGGACAGCCCGGCCACGGGGGAGCAGUGGAUGUCCAAAGUGGUCAACUUCCACAAGCUCAAGCUGACCAACAACAUCUCCGACAAGCACGGAUUUGUAAGUUCAACUAAUACCAUUCUCAACUCGAUGCACAAAUAUCAGCCGCGGUUCCACAUCGUCAGGGCCAACGACAUCCUCAAGCUGCCCUACAGCACGUUCAGGACUUAUGUUUUCCCCGAGACGGACUUCAUCGCCGUGACCGCGUAUCAGAACGACAAGAUAACGCAGCUCAAAAUCGACCACAACCCCUUCGCCAAAGGAUUCCGUGACACGGGCAACGGCAGACGUGAGAAGAGGAAACAGCUGGCCCUGCAGUCGAUCCGCUCGUACGAGGAGCAGCAGAAGAAGGAGAACGGGGCUUCGGACGACUCGUCGGGAGAGCAGGCUUCUUUUAAGUGCUUCGGCCAGGCAUCGUCCCCCGCCGUGUCCACCGUGGGCGCCCCACACCUGAAAGAUUUCUGCGACAGUGACGAGGACAGCGACGACGAGAGCAAAGAUGGGCACCAGAAAGACGGUCCGGACUCCAGCAAGAUCUCCACCACCACCGAGGACGCGAAGGAGCACGAGACGAGCCCCGCCAAAGGUCUCCCCUUCGGCCACAGCGAUCCCAGCAGCCGGACCCGGGACACCGAGAAGAGCCAAGCGGACUCCCGACACAGCCCCAUCACGCUCAUCUCCAGCACCACUCGCUCGGCGGAUGACCUCAAGAGUCCGAGUCUAGAUCCGCCCAAGUCGGACGAGUGUCGGCCCAUGAGCAAGGACGGUUUCGCGCCUUUGACUGUGCAGACGGACAGCCCCCACAUGGGCCACGGCCACUUGCAUAAUUUCGGAUUUCCGCCGGGUCUAACGGGACAGCAGUUUUUCAAUCAUCUCGGGGGCGCGCAUCCGUUCCUCCUGCACCCGAGCCAGUUCAACAUGGGAGGCGCGUUCUCGAACAUGGCAGCGGCGGGAAUGGGACCCCUACUGGCGGCCGUCUCCUCGGGAGGGGUCAGCACCAUGGACACCACCAGCAUGGCAUCGCCGCAGAGCCUGACGGGAGCCCCGGCGCUGCCGUUCCACCUGCAGCAGCACGUCUUGGCGUCGCAGGGUCUCGCCAUGUCCCCCUUCGGAAGUCUCUUUCCGUAUCCAUACACGUACAUGGCAGCGGCGGCCGCCGCCUCUUCCGCCGCCGCGUCCUCCUCGGUGCACCGGCACCCCUUCUUGAAUGCGGUGCGCCCGCGACUCAGGUACAGCCCUUACUCGCUGCCCAUGACGGUGCCCGACAGCACGCUGCUGACCACUGCCUCGGCGGCUGGCCUUCCCUCCAUGGUGGCGGGAAGCGGCGACCUCAAAGGCGACGUCAUGCAGCAGGUCCCUGCGAGCCCAGUGUCCGGCGUCACCCUGGACUCCACGUCGGAGGUGACCAGUCACUCGUCGGCCAUCUCGUCCGUGUCCGUCUCCCCAAAAACUUGCACAGAGAAAGAUGCGGCCAACGAGCUGCAGAGCAUCCAACGUCUGGUCAGCGGACUUGACUCGCACCAGGACAGAGCACGGAGCGGGUCCCCUUAAGACUGGACUUCUCACCCACUUACGCACCCCCCGACCCCCACACACCUGCCUGUUCCAUCGACAAGGAUGAAGACUUGAGGGGCUGAUGCACUUUGGUGAACUCACAUAUUUGUUUCUUAAAUUAAACUUUGACCCUGAUACCGAACAAGUAUUGAAACUGAAACGUUGGACGACGUCACUUACACCUUUAGGAGAAGUUGCUGCUGUGUCCCGUCUCCUAAAACGACUUUAUUGUACACGUGGAGCGUUUUCUUUAUCAUCUCUUGUUUGUUUUAAUAUGCACUCUGAUUUCAUGUUGACACUACCACAGAAAGCUACCUUUGAGAGACUGCUGUAUUUUACUGAGCUCCUUAACUAGCAUUUUACACUCCCAACAAUGUCACACUUAGCUCGACUUUUCUUUUUUUUUUUAAACUAUUUCUGUGUAUGCAGAGAACACUCAUUUGGCACAGCUUUUCCAGUCAUUUGUGAACUUCCGCUUACAAAUGUCUGUUCUUUUAUUUUUAUAUUCUCCCACCUUACAGCAAAGAUGUUAUAAAUUGGCUCUUGAAUUGAAUUAUUUAAAGCAUUAAGUCAGUGGAAACAAAAAGGUACAAACUAAAAAAUGCUCCCACAAAACAAUGCGUUAAAAUUAACAAAUCAUAAUCAGUAUUAGAAAUACUAUGGCAUAUUUUAAUUUGUGAUAAUGUCUUGGUCACAAGCUUUUUUCUUUUUGAUUUUACAAUUGAAUGAAACGUUUUCAUGUCUAUGUUAUCCUCAUUUUAUUUUGUAUAAGAAUUAUGGCACAUUUCAAUUCUGUAUACUGACAAGCAGCGAAAAAUCUGGUUAUUAGUGAUGUAAAGAAAUCAUUAUAAAAUAAGUUUCUACAUUUGCAAAAAAAAAAAAAAGGCUGAUAAAUAUCCAGAAAAUUACAUUUUCCGUAAUAUUAUUUAAAAUCUUUUUUUAAUAUAUAUACAUAUAUUGCUUGGAAUAGUUUUCCAUAAAUUCGCUCUUAACAUUAAAUACAAACAUAAAGUCACAAAUUAAAGGACAAUCUCUUUAACAUUUGCAGUUAAAAUGAAUUAUAAUAAUAAUAAGAAAUAAUUAGAAUUAAGCAGGAUUUUUGAAGGAAAAAUACUUACUUAUAACUACCAUAUGUAAAGCUACAAUCAUGAAAUCACCACCCCAUUUGGUUAAUUAAUUUGAAAGAAUUAAAACGAAAUUUGAAUUGUUUCUAAAGCAUUUAUACUUAGCAUCUUUUUAAUCUGGUCUCUUUACUUUCACCUGACUCUCAAAUAGUCCCACAAUUGAGUCCAGAUUGAUCAAAAGCAGUGAAAGGGAAGCAGAAUUUCAAAAGUAUAAAAGUAAAUAAAAGGUAGUGUUGCGUGUACAUAGGGAUAUAUAAAAUAUUUAUGUAAUUAUUUCAUAUUGUUGCGUGUAAAUACAACGGAGUAGUUUUGUUCUAGGGAAUUGUUCUUUAAUUUAUUGUCAAUAUUCCUGUGUAAAGAUAGUUUGUGGGCUCUUUUCAUUUGAAAACAGUAUGGACCUCCCCCCUGCCCCCUGAGUAUCCACACAACUUGUGCCAUUGUAUUUUCACUUGUGUGUGUGUGUGCGUGUGUGUGUGAAGUGCUACUGUUUAAAAACGCACUGCACCGGCCGCUUGUUUCGUGUGACACCGAGCCCUGUCUUUGAUUUCGAAAUGCAAGAAAAAAAAAGAAAAAAAAAAGUGCUGCGUAAUGGAAA